This is a messenger RNA of Phanerochaete carnosa HHB-10118-sp, 816 nucleotides long. RefSeq lists its product as uncharacterized. The transcript has 6 exons. Bases 1 to 816 code for a protein of 271 amino acids. The record is from RefSeq and is a predicted model, not a curated record. NCBI's taxonomy places the organism in Eukaryota, Fungi, Basidiomycota, Agaricomycetes, Polyporales, Phanerochaetaceae.
AUGCGUAUUAUUCUCCAGAUGCAGCACUACCUUCAGGCUCGCCAGGCGACCUACGACCCGCUCAAGGAGCGGCACAACACCGCACCGCCAGUGGAGAUGGCCAACAAUUUCACCACCGGAGGCAAGCACACGGAAAACCAGAACCACCAGAACCAGCACCAGAGUCGGCCAGGCGAGAUAAGGAGGACCCCAAGCGCUGAACAGGCACCAUCCAGCUAUCUUCAAGGGAAUCUCGACCCUCGAGGGUUCAGUGGUCCGUCUCUAUCCCCCGUGCCGGAGAACCGUCAGUCCCGAGCACCAUCCCGUCUUCAGAUCUCAACGACUCCGACGCCUUCUAAUCCGCAGUCGGGUCAGCCUCGAGGGAAUACGAUGACACAGGGUAGCAGCUCGCAUCAUGACAGGCGCAGGGAAUCGGGGGAGUCUGAGAGUCGUAAUCCCAGGCAGGAGCCUCCCGCCGAAGCGCCGCUCCCAAAGAGACGCAGGUCUUCCGCACACCGGCGUGACCCUUCUCAUACGCACUCACCAGGUUCGGCUUAUCCUCCCGAACCAGAGCAUACCACUUGUCAUCCCCGGCGGAGCGACAAGAGCUCAGCUUCGGCAGACAGGGAUUACUUUCCGCACACAUAUACAUCGAAGAUCUCUAGUAUGCUUCGCCCCGGCAUUGCGAUCGUUUUCGUCUCCGGCUUGUUGAUUUUAAAUGCCUUUCUUUUUUGUCUCCUCGGCGCUCUGUUCUCAGGCUCCUCAGCGCCCUAUGCCUUCCUCAUCUCAAAGAGCCAAGCCACCUCCAUUGAAGCCACCCCCGUCUCCACCUUGUAA